Camellia sinensis is the source of this 1061-nucleotide messenger RNA. Lineage: Eukaryota; Viridiplantae; Streptophyta; Magnoliopsida; Ericales; Theaceae. The record is from RefSeq and is a predicted model, not a curated record.
UAUCAUCAUCAUCUUCCCAUCUCACACCACUGAAAAAGCGCGAUCAAACACUUCGCUUCUUCUGGGUUCUUCUUAGUUAUCCUUUUCAAUUCCCUCAAUGGGUUCUGGGUUUUCAUUUCUCAUCUCACUCUACAAUUUUCAGAAACCUCCCUUGCCGGAGCCGAGUCUUGGGGACUUGCCGGAGGGUUGCGUGGCUUCGAUCCUUGUUUACUUGGAUCCGCCGGAGAUUUGUACACUUUCUCGUCUGAAUCGAGCCUUUCGAUUCGCUUCUUCGGCUGAUUUUGUGUGGGAAUCGAAAUUGCCUCCGAAUUACGACUUUCUUAUUCGAAGAGUAUUUGAUGAUUUUCCAUCGAAAUUGUGUAUGAAAGAUAUGUACGCGAGGAUGUGUCAGCAGAAUUCCCUCGAUGGAGGCACUAAGAAAGUGUGGCUAGAUAAGAUUACAGGAAGAGUUUGUUUGUCAAUUUCUUCGAAAGGGUUGGCGAUUACCGGAAUAGAUGAUCGAAGAUAUUGGAAUCAUAUUCCUACUACAGAAUCUAGGUGGGAGAUGAGAAAAAAAAUUACAAACACAUGGGGGCUACAAAUAUGUCUGUGGUGGGGGGUGCAAAUGAAAGGUUGUGAGAAUCCAAGUAUCACUUGCACUGCUUCAUGUAUUGAUUCGACACAGUUGCUUAUCUCCAGCAAAUCUGGUGGUUUGAAGUCGAUGGAGAGGUGGAGUUCCCAUUUCCACCUGGGACCUAUAGCCUAUUCUUCAGGCUGCAUUUGGGCCGGGCCUCAAAGAGGUUUGGUCGUCGGGUCUGCAACUCUGAGCACAUCCACGGUUGGGAUAAAAAGCCUGUGCGGUUCCAGCUUUCGACUUCAGAUGGGCAGGAAGCCAUAUCUCAGUGCUUCUUGAACGAGCCCGGAAAAUGGAUGCACUGCCACGUUGGAGAUUUUGUUGUUGGGAAGAAUCCCAGUGUGCCAACAAAAGUCAAAUUCUCGAUGACACAGAUUGAUUGUACUCACACCAAAGGUGGUUUGUGUGUAGACUCUGUAGUAGUAUACCCAAGUGAGUUUAGGGAAGG